UAAACACUAAAUUUAUCAAACAGAUUUACAAAUGAAAUUCCUAUUGAUUUGUUAUAAAUCAAUGACCAAAUACACUUAUAGUAAGGAAUUUGACAGUGUCCAUUUGUUUGAUGUGUUUUAUCAUUUGAUUUUGCCCUUUCCGUUUUAAAUUUUCCUCGGAGUUCAGUAUUUUUGUGUUUUUUCUCAUUACAAGCGUACGUUAUCAAGAGAAUUACACAAAUGGUAAACAAGUUUCUGCCUAAUAGGAAAAGCCAAUGGACUAUUUCCAUGUUUGGUUAUUUACUUUCUUGACUUUGAAAUCAAUAGACGGUUUCAUUUCUAUCAAAGGAUAUGGCACGCUUGAAUUGAAUUCGCAAUUUGAACUGGGAUGUCAAAUCGUCUCAUUUCAAGGGCAAGCAUCAUGGAGUAAUACUAAUAUUGGGUCUAUCACAUGUAUGAGUGAUGGUUCUUGCACAACACUUGUUAAGGACAACUUUAAUUUCUCUGGAAAUUCAUCAGGCAUUUUUGUAAUAAUAAACCCACUACUUGAGAAAGAUGACCAAAUGGAAUGGACAUGUAUUCAUGAUAAUAUGACCACAUCUUAUACAGUUGAAAUACGUUCAGCAAAUCCAACUGAGCAGACAAAGUCAGGAGGUUUGAAAUUUGGAGAUAUUAUUGGGAUCAUAAUUGGCUGUGUUACAUAUUUAGCACUAGGUGCAGUACUAUGUUAUUGCGGAAUAAAAAAGAAAUAUGGUUUUUCUGAUAACAAAGUAGCAACUAAAUAUGUAAAGAAUGAGCAUUGAAAAGCAAUCGAUACUGUCUAAAGGAAUCUAAACAUACUUAUUCAAUAGAGUGA
Molecule: messenger RNA, 835 nt
Organism: Mytilus trossulus (common blue mussel)
Lineage: Eukaryota; Metazoa; Mollusca; Bivalvia; Mytilida; Mytilidae
Exons: 5
Coding region: 255-782 (175 amino acids)
Source: RefSeq, a predicted model, not a curated record